Molecule: messenger RNA, 3756 nt
Organism: Cynoglossus semilaevis (tongue sole)
Lineage: Eukaryota; Metazoa; Chordata; Actinopteri; Pleuronectiformes; Cynoglossidae
Product: rapamycin-insensitive companion of mTOR-like
Exons: 27
Coding region: 104-3439 (1111 amino acids)
Biological process (GO): positive regulation of phosphatidylinositol 3-kinase/protein kinase B signal transduction; TORC2 signaling
Cellular component (GO): TORC2 complex
Molecular function (GO): protein serine/threonine kinase activator activity
Source: RefSeq, a predicted model, not a curated record
GCAAAUCCUCGCCCCCUUCACAGAUUUUCACUACAGGCACAACGCAGACACAGCUGAAGGACAACUCAAGGAGGACAAAGAGGCCCGGUUCUUGUCCAGCAGAAUGGCCAUAGUGGCAGCUUUUCGCUCCUGGUCUGGCAUCAUCAACCUAUGCAAGGCUGGAAAUUCUGGCAUCCAAUCGUUAAUUGGUUUACUUUGCAUACCAAAUAUGGAAGUGAGGAAAGGCCUGUUGGAGGUGCUGUAUGAGAUUUUCAGGCUGCCCGUGCCCAUCGUAACACAAGACUUCAUCGAAGCUCUUCUAAGUGUGGACCCUUCCAGGUUCCAGGACUCGUGGAGACUCUCUGACGGAUUCGUUGCUGCUGAGGCCAAAGUCAUUUUACCUCACCGGGCACGCUCCAGACCUGAUCUGAUGGACAACUACCUGGGGUUUGUGCUGUCGUCCUUCAUCAACAGCGGUCUGUUGGAGGGACUCGUUGAAGUGGUGACCAGUAGUGACGACCAACUCGCUGUGAGAGCCACCAUCCUGCUGGGGGAGCUUCUCCAUAUGGCCAACACCAUCCUCCCCCACUCCCACAGUCACCACCUGCACUGCCUUCCCACCCUCAUGAACUUGGCCGCGUCUUUUGACAUCCCCCAGGAGAAACGACUCCGUGCUAGCGCAGCUGUCAACAAUCUGAAGCGCUUCCACGAGAAGAAGAAGAAAGGUCUGAAACCACACAGUCUCUAUCUAGACCACUGGCCAAACGUAAACCUCAGAAACAACAAAGACGAACAAAUGCACAGGUUUGUGCGGAGGCUGCUGUACUUUUAUAAGCCCAGCAGUAAACUGUAUGCAGGGUUAGCAUUGGAUCACGCCAAGGCCAGACAGCUGACUGUAGUCGGGUGUCAGUUUAUGGAGUUCCUCAUGGACUCGGAUGAGGACGGUCAAGGUUACCUAGAAGACCUGGUUAGGGACAUGGUGUCCUGGCUGUCCCUGUCCUCAGGACUGAAGCCGGAGCGCUCUCUGCAGAGUAACGGCCUGGUGGUCACCCUCAGCCAACACUACUUCCUCUUCCUGGGGACGCUCUCUGCUCACCCGCAGGGGGUCAAACUGCUGGAGAAAUGUGGCCUGUUUCAGUGCCUGCUGAGUCUCUGCUUUGUGAAGAACCAGGACGCCGUGCUCAAACUCGCCGUGACCACGCUGGACUACAGCAGAGACGGACUGGCCAGAGUCAUCCUGUCCAAGAUCCUGACCGCUGCUACUGAUACGUGCAGACUGUACGCCACCAAACAUCUGCGCGUGCUGCUGCGUGCCGGUGUGGACUUCUUCAGCAGCUGGGGCAUGGAGCUGCUGGUCACACAGCUGCACGACCACAGCAAGGCCGUGUCCAUGGAGGCGCUGGACAUACUGGACGAGGCCUGUGAGGACAAGGCAAACCUUCACGCUCUCAUCCAGUUAAAACCAGCUCUGUCCCAUCUGGGAGACAAAGGCCUGCUGCUGCUUCUCAGGUUCUUGUCCAUCCCUAAAGGUUUCUCCUACCUCAACGAGAGAGGUUACGUCAGCAAGCAGCUGGACAAAUGGCAAAAGGAAUACAACCUGAAGUACGUGGACCUGAUAGAGGAGCAGCUCAACGAAGCUCUGACCACCUACAGAAAACCUGUGGAUGGAGACAACUACGUCAGACGCAGCAACCAAAGGUUACAAAGGCCAAAUGUCUACCUUCCUGUUCACUUGUAUGGUCAGCUGGUCCAUGACAAGACAGGCUGCCAUCUGCUGGAAGCCCAGAGCGUGGUGCCCGACCUCAGCUACACGGUUCGUUCCCCGAUGCUGGACACCUGGGAGGGCAUCAAGCAGCUGAAGGCGUCUCUCUGGGCGCUGGCCAACAUCGGCUCCUCGAACUGGGGUCUGAACCUCCUGCAGGAGGAGAACGUCAUCCCCGACAUCAUCACCUUAGCACAGCACUGUGAGGUUCUGUCAGUACGAGGGACGUCGGUGUACGUGCUGGGCGUCAUAUCGAAGACCCGGCAGGGCUGCGAGGUGCUCAAACAGUAUGGGUGGGAUGCCGUCCGACAUAGUCGCAGGACGCUGUGGCCCGUCACUCCGGACGAGGUCGACGCCCAGCUGACCUCUGAACUCUCCUCCGUGCCGAGCACGCUCAGCCUGAACUCCGAGUCCACCGGCUCACGUCACAACAGCGAGAGCGAAUCGCAGCCCAACAUGUACAUCAUGGACGACGACAAGUGUGACGUUCUGGACCAAUCCGACGAGUCCUCCUUUUAUCUGCACCCUAAACCUGUCAAAGACCGCAGCCCCUUCACCAUCCUGGCCUCCACGCGCUUCGUGCGCACCCGUUUCCUGAACUCGCUGUCUCUGCCCAGCAAAAAACUGCGAUCUACCAGUGACCCCAAAACCCUGUUUGGAUCCCGCACCCCUACGGAUUUCAAGACCGGGAGCAUGAGGCGGAACAGGACGGUGACCGAACCCUCAAUUUACAGCGCAACCCAGGGGGACGUCUUUACCCCCAUCUUCAACGGCAGAGGCAUGCCCAAGAGUCCCACGGUCAGCGUGGAGACGUCUUUUGUCGGGAACCGGGGGAAUUCUGAGGAGCACCUUGUGGAUGGGCGACUGGUGAGGGGAGGGGGGUCCGGCUUUGCUCUGAGCGUCCUGGCAGGGCAGGGGCCUGUGGAGCACCCCGGUCGGGAGAAGGAGCGGGGCGGCCGGCCCCCUGUUCCCGGCCACCCAUGUCUCUGUGCAGGGGACCGUCCUUCUGUUCCGGUCCUGAAGCAGCAGUUCAGCAUCACGGAGCUGAUCGCGUGCCGAGGCGAGGGUCAGAACCACAUGGUGGGCUCAGAGGAGACCGGACUGCAGGAACAUUGUGAAGAAAACUGCCUGUACUGUGUGGGGGCCUCUGUUCUGGGGUACCCCACUCAACCACAGCUGAACAGCACACACCCCCGGACGGACUACGUGGACUUUCCGUCCUGGGGGGGCCAGAGCGGCCAUCGUCUGGAGGUCAUGCCUCAGUCCAAGUUCUCGGGGGUGUCGGGCUGCAGCGACUCCGCGGUGUCGCAGGGUUCGAUCUGCAGCACACCCACACCGGCGGACAUAGUCAUCAACGGAAAGGCGAUAUCAGAGGACGGCCCCGCCUCCCGAGUGCUGCUGAGGAAGGAGGUCCUCCGACUUAUCAUCAACCUCAGCUCCUCCGUGGGAACCAAAGGUCACGAAACAGGACUGCUGACGAUAAAGGAGAAGUUUUCCUACGCCUUUGACGACAUCUGCCUGUACUCCGAGGUAUCGCACCUCUUGGCCCACUGCAUGUUUCGCUUGACGUCCAGGCGAUUCAUACAGGAGCUCUUCCAGGACGUGCAAUUCAUGCCAAUGUACGAGGAAGCAGAGGCGAUCCUGACGAAGCCACCAAAACAUGUCCAGGAGGACGCUGACCCAGUGACCGAGUCCUGAUCCCUCCCUUACCCCCCCCGGUUUAGUGAUCUUUGCACAGCCCUUCUCCUGCCUCCCCUACGACCACAGAACAACCGCUAAGACUAAGCGCUUCCGUUUGGUCCAAACGGAGACCCGUGAAGAUCCGGUCGCCGCUCGACUUCCCCCCCUACAGGCAGGACAAAGGAACUCCAGCGUCUGUAACCCAAACAUGUCUAAUGCUGUCUGAGACUUUUUUUUAAUUUUCUAACCAGGAAGAGUACUUAACCAAAUACUGUGGUCGGACGGAUUUCUUCUUCUUCAGUAACGAUCGGAUCCCGGAAACAAAGACGGGGGUU